This is a messenger RNA of Porites evermanni, 10163 nucleotides long. The record is from the annotation of a GenBank genome assembly. NCBI's taxonomy places the organism in Eukaryota, Metazoa, Cnidaria, Anthozoa, Scleractinia, Poritidae.
AUGAGCGUGCGUGGCCCCUACAAUGUUGGAAGAGCUGUGCCAACGGAUCCAACAUUGGUGCGCUACGUUUCGGCGAUCACGGAACAAAAGAAAUGUUGGGAGUUUGUUGACUGAAAAGUUUGACCGGUUUCAAACUUUGCGCAACAACAUCCAAGAACAUGCAACAGGGUGUGCUAACGGACGCAACAUGUAACAUCCAACAAUGUUGGGAGUUGUUCGUCAACAAUGUUGCGUCCGUUUGCACGGGGCGUAACUCUUUAACCAAUUGAGCUUGUCAAUUAUUUUUUCACAUUUUUUUAAAUCGCGUCGUGCUUUUCUUAAAAUAUUUAUAAAAACAAUUUACAUUAUUUGUUCCAUUGCAGUGUGUGCAACAAAUCCGGAAUACAGUGGUAAGUAUUGAAACUACGUGUCGGUGGAAUAUGAUAGUCCGGGUGCAUGCAUCAUGCAGUUAAUCCCACUAGAGAAAAUUCAUUCUUCAAGUGACUCAGUUCGUAAGGCCAGGGAGUCGCAUUUGAUAGAUAAGGCCAUGACCCUUGAACCUCAUGGCCGUGACGAAUUAUUGUAAUCCAUCUCUUUAGUAUUUUUCCUUUAAAGUUUUUGUGUUGUACGUCAUUUCCGCCUCUCCCUUUUGAUUGCUACAUAAGUUAAGUAACAUCUGUAAACCUGAAGAAGGCUGGUAUGGCCAGCCGAAAUAUUGUUAUAAAAAACAAUACACGUUGUCUUAAAUCAGCUUUGCAGUAGUCUUUGGACUUUUUUCUUUUUUUGGUUCUUCGGGUGUAUUAUAGUCCGAAUGUAACGUUAUACUAUAGUGUUUUCACUCACGUGGCCAGCAUCUAUGCAAAUUUAUUGGAAAAAAAGAAAGCGUUUACAUAAGAAAAGAGUUCAAGACUGGUUUGGGACACAAACAUGGCCGCCGUUUCCUUGCUUUGGGACACAAAUAUGGCCGCCAUGACGUCAUGUGAAAACACACUAUUUGAGAUUUCAGCAAUUAGAUGUCCUCGAUUCGUAGGCUAGGUGUAGCCAGCUACAAGAUGUGUCUCAUUAAUAAGUUUAUCAGUUAAUUAAGUCCAGUCUUGAUAGGACUGAUGUACAGUGAGAGACGUUUCGACAACCUUUGCGGUAGUCAUCUUUAGACUCAAACAGUUUUAGUGCACUAAAUGUUAGUGUCAUUCGAAGUGUUACUUUGAAUGCUUCAAAGUAAAAUUCGAGUUGCACGGUUCUGCAGUCACUGAUAGAGAUUUCACAGCAGGCCACAUUCCCAUAUUUACAACAUCGGCUUUAAGAGUGAAUCCCGUUCAUGUCCUUGGAAUUUUGUCGUGCUAUAAUCUCCAAUUGCGUAACUUGCUAUUACAACUCUCAUUGUCAUAUCUUAGACUAGCGUUGAUAUUGUUUUACUUUGAUUUUGCGUGCUACUCCUAUUCAUUUUAAGGUGACUCGAUAGAGUUUUUCAGGGUCAGCACCUCCCAAGUUUAAGCACAAACUAUACGUCGCCAUAAUUUAUAUUAACCAAAAUUUUUAAAAAGGGACCAUCAAAGCUGUAUUAGAUAAAGAUCUAAAAAUAUGUAAUUUUAAUGGUUACAAUGACGAGUUGUCAGAGCAGCGAAGUGACGCCAUUACAUGUCAUUUUACUUGCACCCGUGUUUCUCGACACUUCCCAAUUCCCAAAGCAACCUUUACAUAAUAGCUAUAGCUGCUACGCGUCUUAAACACUAAGAAUAAUCAAAUAAAUUAAUAGUUCUUUUGUUAUUUCCAGCUGGUGGAAGAUAACUACCCACCUUGGAUGGUCGUUACUUGAUUUAUCAGAAGGCUUGAGUACUCUUGAAUCUUCUGACUCAUAUUCAGAAACUCUCGCUCGGCUUUUGUUUGCUGCCUAUCUUGUUUUUGCUCUUAUCCUCCUCAUUAAUAUGCUGAUCGCGUUGCUUUCCAACACCUACCAGAGAGUGCAGGUAACUGUGACUACAUAACUUUUUAAUGUUAUCAGAGACGUUUUAAGCAUGAACAGCGGUUUGUUUUUGUUGUUGUUGUUGUUUUGUUUUCAAUCAAGGUUUACAAUUCUAGCGUAACGCGAGAGAAUUUGAGACUUGAUAAAACACACGCUCGGAGAGUUUUGAAAUUUUUCAAGAGCGGUUUUCAGUAUAUUUCCAAAAGUCGAAUUUUUUAGGAGAGGGUACGAACCAGGUGAUAAUUUAAUUGGGUUGACCUAAGUUAAGUUAAGUUCGUCUGUUGGAUCAGACACCGAACUGGGCCGAACUAACCGUGAGAGUCGAACCAAUCACACUUCAAAUAAUGUGGCCAGCAAGUUAGCCUGAAUUUCAUCCGAUUACUUCGAGUCGUUAUUACUCACUCAGUAACGUCUGAAUCGACCGGCCGUUAAUGCCGUCCAGUGACGUCACUGCUCCUUGACCUUUGCUUUAAUUCAUGCAAAAAGUAAAACACGAUUUUCAAGUGGCAAACCGAGAAAUAUCGUUUGGAAAUGUCCGUAUGAUACAGAACUGCUUUAUUUUUUUCGAUCGUAAUUCAUGUUUAACGUUCAAACUAUCAACUGCAUGCAGUACAACUCUGAACCGGUUGUACUAACUUCUAUAAUCAAACUCGGUCGCAAUCACGCAAUGAAAUAAACACACACACGGAACACUUAGUUCAAAAACACAAUGAUUUGCUUUAAUUGAAUAGAAGUUAUUUGGUCCUUAACGAAGAAAAAAAAACAAGGAGACAAGAAAGAAAAGGUAACAGAAUCAUUACACUUGAUGGUAAAUAUAGCAAGAAGGUCGGAUUAUAACAUUGAUCUCAGAAAACUUCGCGUAAACAAAAUCACCGGCCGCCGAAACCAUAAAGCGGCUCUAAAUGAAAAACCUACCAACUCUCCGCAAUGAUUCUUCAUUCGCAGUUCAAUUUAGCAUUUCAGUUUCGAAGACAAGGGAAAUUUUGGUGUUUAAGGUAAAGAUUAACCUUAUCGAAAUGUUUGAACUAAACGAAAGGGUGCCACUGAUGCGAUCCGCUGAAUAUCAAGCGACAAUCCCGCUAAAAUUUCUCAAAAUUAUACAUAAUUAUGCGAAUGUUUAGACAAUCAACCAAUCAAAAUCACUACCUGGUUUUCGGGUAGUGAGUGACGUCACUGGACGGCAUUAACGGCCGGUCGAUUCAGACGUUGUUGAGAGGAGAAAACGACUCGAAGCAAUCGGAUGAAUUUCAGGCUACCAGCAAGUUUUCAAGACGACAGAUUGUCCCUGCAAACAGCUGUAUGCGAUGGUCGAGUCAAUAUUUUCGUCGUAAAUUUAUUUGGUUAUUUCGUGAACCCACGGGGUCACCUUGUUUUCUCAUUGCAUGCUGGCGUCGUUGUUAACGCAUCAGAGUGGUCAGAGUUUAGGGCUAGAAGGCUGUAACCGAAAGUACACACAGCCAUUGACUUCAGUAGACGAAAUAAAUUUCUCCAUUUUGGUUGACUUGAACACCUUCACUCGACUUGGCCAAUCUUUGGCCUACCAAACGCACAGGAAUGUGUCUACUUGAGUUCAGCUUUUUGGUUUGACAAACAAAGCAACUUGACCCGAAGCGUUUCGGUCUAGCGCCAAAAUCAACUGCCACACGAAUCUCUGAGUUCGUGGUAUAACUGUUUCGGUAGUACAUUCUGCUUCCCAAAUAAAGUACGAUUGUCUUGAUCUUAUCUUUAAUCAUUUCUAUGCCUGAAAAAAGCCUUCAAGAGGCACAUUUGAUAUAUGAUUCUUCAAAGGUCGAUUACAGAUAAGGCCACAUUUAAAUGACGUAUUGUGCAAAUUACCGCGUUGCUGAGGCAAAAACAUUGUUUCGUAAUUACAACGUCAUAUUGAGAGCACGUCACGAAACGAGUUCAAACAAAGAUUUUCGCAUUUUCUCGCCGUGCUACAAACAGGUCAGUGUCACAACAAACAUUAACAACAGCGGCCCGGGGGGGGGGGUACUUCCUUAUAAGAGGCUAAUGGGGAUGUGCCGCAGGGACACGUCACGAAACCAGUUCAAAAAAAAAUUUACGCAUUUUCCCGCCGGGCUACAUACAGGUCAGUGUCACAACAAACAUUAACAAGAGGGGCCCGGGGGGGGGGGUACUUCCUUAUAAGGGGCUAAUGGGGAUGUGCCGCAGGGUGGGGUCGCAUUUUCACGACUGGAUUGACUCAUAAUGUUAUAUAAGAGUUUGGUUUUUACUAAUUUUCCUGCUUAUAUGAAGAAUAUGUUUUCAAUCCGGUCCUCUUCCCAUGAUCUUUGUGGCAACUACAUUCCAUCACUUAGUAAACCGAAAACAACUUAUUCUGGUCUGAACUUCUUUUCUUACCAAACAAACUCGAAUGAAAAUAAAGUUUAUGUUAUGUUAUGUUAUGUUAUGUUAUGUUAUGUUAUGUUAUGUUAUGUUACUUUUCAGCUAAGCAGUGAAAUGCACUGCCUGCCUUUUUUUGCACUGUCUAGUUUUGUUGUUGUUGUUGUUUUGUUCUUUGCAGAUUUUAAGACUGAAAUAAAGGAUCUUACUUUUAUGUAGUUUCUUUAGCUUGUAUAUACUUAUACUUAAACUUGUAAAUUAUAUUUAACAAUUAGUGAAUGAGGCUGAGUACGUUAUGAAGAAUUAUGGAGAUCGAGGAGGGUGUUAUCCGUCGAGGCCGUAGGCCGAGGUGGAUAACACCCUCCGAGAUCUCCAUAAUUCUUCAUAUGAUACGAAAGCUGAAUUCAAUAAUUGCUUUAUCAUUCAUUCAAAAUAAUUACUAGUUUAAAAGCAUGGCUAAAACAUGCUUACCUCCAUCGACCCACCGAUGUUAAGUUCAUCUUCGAUAGUGCACGAUUAGCGUUGUUCAGCUCCGCAAAUAUUCUCCAAAUAGCAGAUGUCGCCCUUUGAGUUGUCUUCUCGCUGUUCUUGCCAUGUUUUUAGCUAUUAUUUCGCCUAGUUGUUACUCUUGAAACGAAUGAAAUGUCCGCUUUUUUGUCUUCACAACCAAAACAACUCCACCUCGUCCCCAGGUCUUCUCGGUUAACGGUCCAUUAACCUGCACGAAAGCUGCACUUUUAACGUCAUCGUUUCAUUAAACGCAAAAUUCUUCCAAAUUUGGUCAUCAGUAGCUGGUUAUGGGGAAUUAUGCGUGCAAUUUUAGCCAAUCAAAAUCAGAAUCUGGGAAAUAUUUUGAAUGAAUAAUAAUUUCUUUUAUGUGUUUGUUUUUAGUUUUAUUUAUUAUUAUUCAUAAUGUAUUUAAUAUAUUUUUAAGUGUGUGUCAGCUCGAAGAUACUAGCUUCUCUAAAACUCGAAUGAAAAUAACGUUUAUGUUAUAUUAUGUUAUGUUAUAAUGGGGUCGCAUUUUCAAUAGCUUUGCUAGAAUGCACAUUUUCUGAUCUUUUGGGUAAGACAGUUCUUCAUAUUUACUGUAAACAAACGUACUACAGCGUUUGUAUUGAAGGUGAAAAGUAAAGUGUUCUUCAUUCAAUUAAAAAAAAAUGGGUCAAUUUACUAUAGGAUGAUCAUUUAAAGGAUUAAUAAGGUAGAUACAUAUUUAAUUAGAAAGUGGUUAAGCUGGUUUCGCGAAAAUUACAUACUUGCCCAAAAGUGAUUAAGCAGGGGUCUAUAAUUUGACAGAGACGAUACUAAAAUGGGUAUAGCGACUCUGAGAGGCCAGCGGCACAUACUCAGCAAAAAUUAACUCAAGCAACCUCACCCCAGCCACGAAGAAAACAGCGUAGCCUGUGAUAGACGGCACUGGAGACACAUCGAUUCGAAAUUAUAAGGAUUUAUUUAAACCCCUCACUAAAACUUGCCAGGUUAAUUUGCAUAAUGCUAAGGAAAAGCAACAAAAAUUUCUGGAAAUAAGGGAGCAUUUUGGAAGUUUUGGCUGUCGCCCCAAGUUACAGAGUGUUAAUAAUUCCAAUUGCCAUAUCUCAAGAAAAAAGUCACAGUAUGAGUCAGUUCCACUAUUUUUUUUUUCAAUACUAGCUAUCGAGGGAAAGUCAGCAAUGCGAAACUCGUUAUUAUCUGAGCCUGCGAUAUGAACUGGAAAUCACACCUUGAUUGUGAAAAUUGGCACGUCGAAUGUCAAUUAUCUGAAUGUUCAGAUCUCGCAUAAUAGACUUGUGUAGUUUUUAUUUUGUAAAAUGCUUAAAUAUUUAAGAAAUAAAUUUUUGAAACUGGCAAGUUAAUAGGAGAACUUAAAACAAGAGGAGGAGUGAAUGUCUUCCCACAAUGCAUUGCGAUUCGAAGUAAUAUAUAAAGAUUUUCAUGACGUCAUCAUUCGGUUCAGACGCUUGAACAAGUCACAACAACAUGGCGAAAUGUGUUGAAAUUGGCAGCUAUCACAGAUCCUCUCCGUUUCAAAAGACGAUUACUCUAGUCGCCCUUUUGGUCAGGGAUGAAUUGAACUUGUCUUUCGUAAUGUUUGUGUAAUUUUUGUGAAAGAUAUGAAAAAAGAAAGGUUUCGUAAUACCACUCGAAACGUCCCGAAUGAGCAAAAAAUUAAACUCUGUAGUUGAUUUCCUCGAAUGUAGUCUCAGCAGUCCUCAUUUGGUUUCUGAAAUCACUGGCUGUUAAAUAAAGGUAAGUCGAAUGUACCAAUUUUUAUUGAAUUAUAGGUCACUCCUUUCCUUGGAGAUUUUUGUCGUUCGUUUUGUACUGUCACUCAACUAGAUUCUCGAUCCAUCUAGGCUUGCGCGAGUUGCGAAUUACAUGCAAGUACCUUAGGCCCGGUUCAGACGCCCAACUUUUCAAGACCCGAGCUUAAUUCGAAUUAAGGCCGACCCAAAUUAUUUAGACCGGCUGAACUGAUUCAGACGCCGAUCUUAAUUCCAGCCGAACUAAAUUCAAAAGGAGAAAAAUGCUCAUUUCGGUCAAACUACUAACAAAAUACGUGAUAAUAAUUUAUACAUUAGGUUCGGUACAUGAGAAGUUCGGCGUUUGAAUCAAAGCCGUUCCAAAGUCGCUCCAAAGGCGAAAUUCCCAGCCGUGCCAAGCGAAAAGAACGGCUGAGCCGUUCCAAAUUAAAACAGGCUUGCCUAAUUGAUUCAGACGCCGAACGUUUCAUGUACUUAACUUAAUGUACUAGGUUCGGCUCAUGAAAAGUUCGGCAUCUGAACCUAGCCUUGGUUGCUUUGUCAAGCCAUUGAAAUAAAAGGUAGCUCACGUUUCUAAUAUCCCUUUAAUCUACAGAUCCUUAGAGAAAACGAUGUUCCUUAUUAAGGUCUGUGGCAGUGCUUCCUUUGUUGUUGGUCGCGUAAUUUGGCGCAAGUUCCAUUCAUGUAAACAUUGUUGUCAUUGAUUAAUAGGCUUCGUAAUUUACUGUUUACUUUUUUACGUUCGAGGUACGAGAACGCAACCCCUAAUUUGUGUUUGGUGUUGUGUGCAUUAUUGGGUCCCCUGUGCAACUAAUAAGGGAGGUUUUUUCGAGAUUGCACUUGUCGUUUUCGACACACAUUUGCCUCGCUUUGAGGCGCUUGCUUACGUUUUCCCUCACUUUGACGAACUAACUCACGUGGUGAUUCGUGCAUCCUUAAGCGUUUGCUGAGGUCUUUUAUUCUGUCUUCGUAAAGCGUUCAUCUUUUAAAAGUUUGCUGAAUCUUCGUAAAGCGUACAUAUUUCAAGAGUUUGCUGAAGGUCUACUAUCGACCUGUGUUUGCUGAAUCUUUCAAAACGUUCAUCUUUCAAAAGUUUCGGCGGCCGUUGUGCCACAAAGUAAAUCUACUGAGUUGUGUAGCUCGGCGGCCGUUGUGCCACAACUUGGGUAAAUCUACCCAAGACUCUGCGACAGAAAUUCCAUACUGACGAUGCAAAAUCUGUCCGGAAUCAGGCAAGAAGCAAUAAUUGGUCGACGGAGUAGUUUCAUUGUUUUAGCUAUUGUUUACGAAUGACAGACAAAAGACAAAAGAUCGCAAAGGUCAAAUGUAAACGCGAUGGAUCUCUAACAAAGCAGCCAUUAUUUCUGGAAUAUAGUCUUCUCUAGACUUAAGAAGCAUUCGAGUUUUGCUAGAGCUCAUUCGCCGAUGAACACAACACUUUCCCAAAAUCGACCAGGAGAAACGUAAAAUUGAACAAAUUUGCAUUUGAAACCCCAUGACUACCGGAUUUAAAUAUUGGUUUACGUCAUCAGUAUGGAAUUUCUGUCGCUGAGUCGCAGACGUUCCUCCUCGCGAAACGUCCCUCAGCGGCGAUGAGCGAGGAGAAACGUCUGCCGUUCGAACGCUAGUAAAGCAUGAGAAUGUGAGAUGUUUUCAUGAUUUAUAAGCUUAAUUAAGUCUAUCUUCUCAUCAACGUCCACACUAGUUUUAAUAAGUGGAGUCAAAACUGAAUAACAAUAUAUUGGGAAUGUUUGAAGUAAUUAACAGUGUUCAGAUUUAGCCAUUUUGCUUAAUAAUCGGAAUCAUUAACCAAAAUAUCCGUCUUUCAGAGUCUCCGCAUUUCCUGAGUGAUUCCAUGUUUCGCAGCAUUCUGUAGGACCUAUCACUUAUCACGGUCUUCAAAAUGUUCAAAUUUCUGGGUCCCUUUAGUAAAAAUAAUAAGAUAAGCCUCUGAAUUACUUAAAUAUCGGACUUAAUUAAACAAUGCUCCACUAGAAAAGAAACUACAGACAUGUUUUCGGAACUAUUCCUAGGCAGUGAACGGUGACAGAUCAGGAUAUCACAAUUCGAAUACGAAAAAAUAUACGUUUCAGAAGAAAUACUCCAGUAAAGCUUCCUUUUAUGAAAAGAGAAAAAGACAAAGAUUAUAUGAAUAGUCUUACUUACCUCUAGUUAGGAUUCUAACCCGGUAAAAAAAGUCACACAAAAACACCGUAAAAACACGACGUGCGUAGGAAAACUCCGCCAUCUAGUAAGGAGCACAAUCGCAAUGCACUGUAGUAAGACAUUCACUCCUCCUCUGGUUUCAAACUAUUUGAAACACGUUUUUCGAAAACGUAUUAUUUAACGGUCGUAAAAAGAUUCUAUUAAGUAAAAUCCGAUUAUCUUAUAUUAUGAUAGCUGUACUUCUUCACAAAAUUUCGUUGCCAUUAGGUUAAAACUGAUAACGUUCGUCAUAGUUCAAUGCACUUGUAUGAUCAACCGAGACACCUAACUCUCCGUAAUGUUGAGAUAAUGCGGAAACACCAAUGCUGGGACCUGGAGGUACUCCCUGUAAUGGUUUACACUGGCCGGGUGUAUGAAAGGGUAGGGAUUUCACUAGUUGAAGUCACGGGUAGAAAAAAGCUGUCAUUUUGGUCUGUAAAAUGACCAACAAUUAUUCCUCGAACCCGAAUGGGCUCUGAGUCAAUUGACUCAGAGGACACGAGGGCGAGAGGAAUAAUUGCUUUAGUUAAAUCCAACUAGUUGGUCAAAAAUAUCGAGACAAAACAACUUUAGCUAGCAAAACGCGAUUCAGCCGCCAUUGUUUUGGUUUUUAAAGCUGGCGCUUUUCGCUACUAGUGGGCUAUAACAUAUAGCCUAGUAGUAGCUCAACCAAUCAGAAUGCAGCAUUGAUAAUAGACCACUAGACAGUUGAAUUUUACUGAAGAUAGAUAUUUUCAAUGGCUGCGGAAAAGUCGAGAAAAUUUUCUACUUUUAGUGAUUUAUUCACAUUUACAGCGGUUAAAAGGGAUGCAAACAACUAAACUAACCCGCUUUCCAAAAGUCAAAACUGGCCGGUCGGACCAUGGCCGGGCAAAUCAUUUUGACUAAGAGAUUUUGCUGAAAAACCAUCUUCUUUUUCGUGCAUACCAUUUGGGAUUUGACUGAUAUGGAUCGAUACCGUAAAAUUAAUCCUCUGUUAAUUCCAGACAAGCCCCCCUUCUCUAAUACGCCCUACGAAAGGAUAAAGGGGUUUGGACCUCGGGUAGGAGCCUCUCCGCAUAAAACUUUGUUGAGUAGCUUUUCCAUCCCCUGGGUGCUGGGACCACUCGACCGUAGAUUAAACUUCGUUGUACAAUAAUGUUUAGGAUAAGGUUUAUUGGGGGUUUUACUUUUGUCAAUGUUUGUUUACACUGCCAUUUUCUCUAUAGGAUAAUUCACGAAACGAAUGGGUUUUCAAAAGAGCAAUUGCAAUUCAGACGUUUCGAAACUAUUAUCACAUUCCAGUACCUUGGAAUAUUUUUUGUUUUCCUACUGAAUGUAUACACAACUUUUGUACAAGAACGAAAGCCGUGGAGCCGGAAGAAAUAAAUGAGUCGACGGACAGUCUAGAUCAAGUAAGUUGUUGA